Messenger RNA from Frankliniella occidentalis (western flower thrips), 1551 nucleotides. RefSeq names its product peroxisomal membrane protein 11B (gene Pex11ab). Lineage: Eukaryota; Metazoa; Arthropoda; Insecta; Thysanoptera; Thripidae. Gene Ontology annotation, biological process: regulation of peroxisome size; peroxisome fission. Gene Ontology annotation, cellular component: peroxisomal membrane. The coding region runs from base 222 to 911 and encodes 229 amino acids. The record is from RefSeq and is a predicted model, not a curated record. The transcript has 3 exons.
UCAUGUUUAUUUUCUUUCUUCUAGGUUUUUUUUGUCUUUGUUAUCUUGCUGAAUAAACAACUCUAGUUAAGACUGAACUCUGAACUAAGCCGCAAAUACCCACCCGUUCUGAAUGUGCGGCGUCAGCGGAGUACCUGUCACUUCACGGGUGGAAUAUAUGACCUCAUAACAACUUUCGGUUACCGUCGCAUCUUCCCCACUUUUCAUUGACACAUGUCAUAAUGGAGACGAUAAUCAAGUUGAACAAUCAAGCAGCCGGGCGAGAUAAAUUAGCGAGAAUAUUGCAAUAUGGAAGCAGAGCAUUGUGGUAUUAUAUGCAGCAAAAAAAGUUGAACCAUCAGACGAUUGAGAAACUACGUGCAUUGGAAUACACUUUCAGUUCUUUCAGAAAACUGCUUAGAUUAGGGAAAUGUGUCGAUGUAAUGUAUACUGCACUAUCAUCAAUACACUAUCCAAAUAUAACAGUCAGAGUCACAACAACUUUGUCAAGAAUAUCCAUGUCACUAUAUCUUCUAGCUGAUCACAUAUUGUGGAUUGGGCGAACUGGUCUUUGUUCAGUUAAUGGCGAUAGGUGGGGUAAGGUUGCAAACAAAUACUGGAUGUACGCUUUGUUUAUGAAUCUGUUGAGAGAUGCUUAUGAAAUCUACAGAAUCUUAAAGAUUCGCCAGAUAGGUCUGUCUGAUAUUAUUUCAGACGGGUGUGAUGCUCGUAAAAAACUAGCUUCAUGUGCCCGAGAUCAUAAAGACAUAAUUGUUGACACAGUAAAAAAUGCCUGUGAUGUAGUCAUUCCAAUGACAGCUCUGGGAUUUUUAAACUUGAGCCCAGGGUCUGUGGGCGUAUUUGGCGUUAUUUCAUCUGCUGCAGCUCUUCUGACUUUAGUUGACCCACUGCUAAAACUUACCCCAUCAUAAAAUAUUGUAAGUUGCAGAACUGUGACAGUAUUACUGACAUUAUAAUGGUAAUUUUUCAAAGGGUCAAAGAAUAACAGGAAAUUUAACAAUACCAGCAGUUUAUGGUAUAUAUUUGUGAGCUGUAGCAUUAGGAAAGAUGUUUGUAAACUGCCGGUCUCCAUGAACAAAUAUUAAGCUUUAAGUCUUGUGUCAGUUAAUUCAUCUUUGUCCAAAUUUGUGUGACAAACUGUUCUCUGCUCAAAGCAGAUUUGAACUUAAAUCAGCCUCAUACUCAAAUAAUGUUAGUUGGAAAGUUGCUCUCUGUGUGAUCUUUUAAUGACCCAAUAUUGGUUAAUUCUGUUUUAUCAAGUGAUUUGUCAGUGCCAAUCCCUGUGCUUUGGAGCCACCCUCUAAUCUGAAUUUUUGGUAAAUAAAUACAUGUAUUGGUUUUGGUGGACACACAGGCAGUCCUGUGCACAAAGGUGAAUUUUAGAUAAGGUGCAUGUUUUUUCCUUGAAAACUACUUUAAAAAUAAGACUUUGAUUCAUAAGAAAUCCUUAUACUAGAGUUGUAAAAUUAUAUCCAAUUUGCAUUUUCAUGUACAUGCUCAAUUUUUUAAUAAUAUGUAUGUUUAAGAAAUAAAUUAUAUCACAUGUUUUAA